CUUCGUUUGAACGCCACCUUUGCAAGUCUUUCCCAAUACGUACAAGUUUCUCUCUUUCGCUGCCGUGGAAGGUUUUCGUCUUUUUCCUCGAUAGAAAAUUUUCCAUUGAAGAAAGAAAAUUCACUCUCCAGCAGCGUUCGUGCAAUCAAAUCUCCUAGUUCUGAUCAUAUAAAAUGGCUCUCUCUUACUCCAACGCUAAGCUUCUCUCUGUUCUCGUCGUCGACGGAUUCGCUACUGCUAUCAGCAGGCGUGGAUACUCGGCAUCUUCACAAGGAAUAAUGGCUACGGUGGCAAGAACAGGGACUUCCGGUGCGAGGAUGGGGAAGACGCCAGGGGAAGAUGCGGCGCGGUCCACCGAGAAGGUGGCGUGGGUCCCAGACCCCGUGACUGGCUACUACAGACCAGAGAAUCGCGUGGAAGAGAUCGACGUGGCAGAGCUGCGUGCACUGCUCUUAAACAACAAGCACUGAUUAAACGUCGUGGGGAAUUCAUUCUCCGACGGCCUUGGAAUUAAUCGCCUCCUACCGAAAAAAGAAACUUAAAAAUUGGGGCCCACGCAGGGGGCUCGAUUGUGAAGUGGAGAAACAUUGGACUCGGAUUACUUAUGGCUGGAUGUAGCCUGUAACUCUACUGUAGUGGCUACUGGAUAUUAAUAACGACGGAGGCUUUUCUUCGUUCCUUUCUUUUCGAAAUGAAAUACAGAUACUAUUUAUGAUUUUAUAUA
Messenger RNA from Juglans regia (Persian walnut), 724 nucleotides. RefSeq names its product indole-3-acetic acid-induced protein ARG2-like. The record is from RefSeq and is a predicted model, not a curated record. NCBI's taxonomy places the organism in Eukaryota, Viridiplantae, Streptophyta, Magnoliopsida, Fagales, Juglandaceae. Gene Ontology annotation, cellular component: mitochondrion. The coding region runs from base 174 to 470 and encodes 98 amino acids. Gene Ontology annotation, biological process: response to stress. The transcript has 2 exons.